This is a messenger RNA of Xenopus tropicalis (tropical clawed frog), 3557 nucleotides long. RefSeq names its product WW domain binding protein 1 like (gene wbp1l). NCBI's taxonomy places the organism in Eukaryota, Metazoa, Chordata, Amphibia, Anura, Pipidae. Bases 237 to 1484 code for a protein of 415 amino acids. The record is from RefSeq and is a predicted model, not a curated record. The transcript has 3 exons.
CUACAAUUCCCAGCAUUCCCAGACAGCCGAAAAGAAAGCUAUAAGUUGAAACUGUAGCCGUGAAAAGCCUCCAUAUUGGGGGGCAUCUGUUUAUUGCAGUUUAUUGUCUUUUUGACAGGAGUAGAACGUAUGCAAACCUCUGCUUAUAAUAAAGAGGACCUUGCUCAGUUUGCGUCCCCUGCGGCAACAACACUGCAAUCAGAACGGAACCGCGCAGCGUCGAAACGAACUUGUUUAUGAAAAGAAUCUGCAUCUUGCGCACUGAGCCGCCUCUCUCAACAUGGCUGUCAGAUUCCGACACACUUACAACCAAUCAUCGGCGACUUCCUGUGCCGGCAGCAGCCUAUCAGCGAGAGGGUCUUUGUGAACUUUUAAAAGAAAAGUCCAAUGAUCCGCUCCUGGUAGGCGUGGCCUGGUCGUUCUACAGUCAAGAUAGGUGGGCUUGUCGGAGCUUGCCUGUGUGCCUGGUACAGGAGCCUGUCGGAGAGGCACAAGGGAAGGGACUGGGUGCCGAGAGGAGGAAGGGAACACAGCGGCAACAUGACUCUUUUGCUGUCCCAGGCUGUUCCCAGCAGCGCCUCCGGCAGCGUGGAGUCCCCGGGUUUUGGCUCGUGUGGACUAUUAUCAUCAUACUGAGCUGCUGCUGCGUUUGCCAUCACCGAAGAGCCAAGCACCGUCUCCAAGCACAACAGAGGCAGCAUGAGAUUAACCUGAUAGCUUACCGGGAAGCACACAGCUAUUCAACCGUGCCAUUCUAUUUCAGAUUUUUGCCAAACUAUCUGCUACCUCCCUAUGAGGAAGUGGUGAACCGCCCACCAACGCCUCCUCCACCCUAUGCAGUCUUGCACCAGCAAUGUAUCGCAGCCUGCGAAUGCACACCAGCGCCAGAUUCCGUGCCUAAUCUCACUCCACAUAGCCAGGCCAACUCCCCGGCAGCCUCAGCUAGCGGAAGUGGAACAAGAUCCCCAAGCAUUGUAGAUUGUGAACCUUCCACCACAUGCCUACAGCGAGCAGCACAAAAGGACAGUAGUGUUGACUCGAAUGAUCCUGCUGGUGGAGCAGAGUCGGAGGAGGUGGCUGACCAAGUUGCUUUUCUAGACAAGGACUCCAAAGAACUUUUGAAGCAGUAUAGUUCUGAAAGCCUAGACCAUAGUAGCUUCUAUGACGGCAAGGACAAAACGCCGGGGCGACAUCGAAGGUUCACUGGAGAUUCAGGUAUUGAAGUUUGUGUGUGCAGCAGGGGUCACCAUGAUGACUUCAAAGAACUUGAUGGUUUCAUGGAUGAUGAAGUGGAUGGCUUCUGUGACAGCUGCACUUCCUGCGACGCGCAGCCCCACGAUGAGGAAGAAGGGAUAUUUGCUCAUUCCUUAGGAUCUAGAGAUCUGGAUCAUAACCCUAUGCCCCGUCAGCCUGUAAACUUACUCAACACAAUCAAUGAACAAGACUCUCCCAAUUCUCAUAACAGCAGCAGCUCCCGUGGCUAACUGCCAUCUCCAUCGCAGAAUGGAAACAUCUGAGUGACUUGUGUUCAGCCUGUCUCAUUUCUUUUUCCUUUGUUCUGUUCAUUUAAGAAAACAAAAACUUGGAACUGCUUUACCAAAGCCUGAGGGAGAAGACAAUGUCCCGUUCAGAGUCAGGUGCCCAGUGCUUCAACGAAUGCCUUUUAUUUUUUUUUAACAGGGCUUUGGCAUUGAUGAUUUUGGUGAUGGUUUAUUAAGAGAAUAAACUGAGUCCUGAGCUUUAGGCAGGCAGCAAAAGGACGAAUCGGUUUAAGAAGGCUCUAAUGAGUCUUUGUCUUGGGUUUAGGUAAGCAACAGUUUCUCUCCUGGUGCUCUUAAAUCCCUUAAUAAACAUACUGUGCUAAAGGACAUUUUGACAAUACUUUUGUAUGACGUGACUAGUUGGUGUCCAUGUGACACCUCAAUGCUAGAAAAAGCAUUAAAAUAAAAAGAAGCUUUUUGAAAAAGUAGCUAGCGAAGGGUGCAACUAAGCAUUAUCCACCUCUUCUGGUGGGCGGCCAUGAACAAAUCUGAAACAAGUUCAGUUUACGAACUGAGCUUCCUCGUCCUCUAAGCUAACGGCUUCAUUGGCCUUGUACCUGCCGCCCCCUUUUUGUGACUGAGCUCUUUUUUUUUUUUUUUUAAUUAUUGAGGACAUCAGGGGGCUGUAAGUAACCUAUGUGAAAUGUGCCUAAAAAAAUGGGGACGCACAAGCAUUGUAAUCAUGGGAUCCUUGAGUUAAAUUGAGACAAGUGCAUACAGAUAGACAAGUACAAACUGUGCUGUAGAACAGGACUAUCCAACUGAAGGCAAGUUGGGGCCCUCCAGAGUAGAUAGAGCCAGCAGGCUAGAUAUGGCCCCCAGUCUGCUCAUAGGCUCUAUAGACUGAAGGACAUGAUCAUUUUGAUGUAAUUUGGCCCUCAAACAAUAAUUAUCGGCCCACUACAAGUUGGACAGCGCUGUAGUAGAAUCUAGAUCUACAGCUUCCUGUUUAACUUCAAUUCCCAGCCUCUCCCUACAGUUGGCUUUUAGAUAAUACUGACUGUUCUGGCUGAUGAGAAGGAGUAGUAGAUCCUUGCCUAGAUGUGUUUGACCCCAUAUCCAUCUUUAUGAUAAACCCUGAAUAACGUAUACGAUCCCCUCGUGCUAUUGAAGGAUUAACCUCUUGUUUCUGGCUCUUUUUUUUUCUUUAAUAGAAAGGAGCCAUAUUCUAAAUGUAGCAAAUAAGCUUUCAUUUUUCUGUAUGUAUUCAUUGUUACUAAAGCAACUACUAACCUUUUAGAAUAUUGAUGUAAUUAAAUGCAACAUGCAGCUGGCCUGCUCAUAAAUAGCCUUUUUUCAGAGGUUUUCUGCGCACAGAGAUUUUGCACAGAGAUCACGAGUGAUGGAUCAGGGCUACCCCAUAACCGCAGCUCUCGUAGCCCCGAUCUACUAUGAGAUGUUGUCUCGUGCAGGCUAACACCUCUACAUCCAUUGUCCAAGAUGAUGAGCAGAGAUUUUAAGUUUUCAGCAGUAUUUUUAGUUGUUUUGUUUCAUGUUUUAUUGUUUCAAAAAAAAAAAAAAUCAAUGCAAUCUCUACAAUGACCACUAAAAAUAAGCCCCGUUUUGUGGUCGUACAGUGAUUGUUCCGCCUCUAGAACGCAUGCAGUGUGAGAGUGUAUCCCAUAAUGCAUUUAUCGGUAACACUUUCUCUUGACAAGCCUAGAACAUUCCCGAAAGUAACGAAGAGAAGCUGGGAAUUGUCGGAAGUUAGCGAAGUUUCAGCCAAACCGUUGACCACGUUAUUGAUCAUUGUGACACGUUGGUAUGUCGUCGAUAAAUUGAACUUUAUCAUUAUUUUGGUUUUUUUUUGUGUGUGAGUGUCACACAGAUACAGAUGGAGCUGAUAAUGCUCCAUUUUGGGGAAUUUUUUUUUUUUUUUACUUUAAAUAUUACAAAUGUGCACUUCUGGUAUUUGCGACAAUAUGUAUGUGGCAAACCUGAAUUGACAUCUGGCAGUUUUCUUGCACUGGAUUUUGUCAUUUUUGUUGACUAAUUAAAAAAAAAAAUGUUAUGGUA